Molecule: messenger RNA, 1815 nt
Organism: Plasmodium gaboni
Lineage: Eukaryota; Apicomplexa; Aconoidasida; Haemosporida; Plasmodiidae
Exons: 2
Coding region: 1-1815 (604 amino acids)
Source: RefSeq, a predicted model, not a curated record
AUGAGAAAAGGAAAAGAUAACAACGAUCCUAUGUCUACAAGAAUCGAAAAGAAAAUCAUUUUGGAGAUGUUAAAAGAAAAUGAUUGCCAAACAUUAGAAGAAUUGAAAAAUUUAGUUCUUUUUUUAAAUAAUGAAAAUAAAAGAUUACAUAAUGUUAAUAUGGAUUCUUUAAAAAAAAUAAAUAUACUUAGUGUAAGGGUUAAGAAUUUGGAAAAAAUAUCAAAGAAAUAUGAUCAAUUUUAUACAAACAAAAAGGAAUAUAAAAAGAAAUUAAAGGAAUUGAAAAGGAAAAGUAUCACCCUCAAAAAUUAUACAAUGGAUAAAGAAAAUGAAUACAAUAAAAUGUGUGAAGAACGUGAUCAAUACUUUAAGAACUUGUUUAAAAACUUAAAUAGAAAAAUUGAAUAUACCUUUACAUGUGAUAAUGAAAAUAUCUAUGAUGAUUCAGAUAGCAAUUCUAUAUAUACUAAUAGUAAUCAAAAUGACGACAAUAUAUCUUACAGUAAUAAAAAUAUAAAGAAUGACAAUCUUUCUUCAUCUUCAAUAUCUAAAAAUAGUAAUAAUACAAAGAAUAGUUCAUACAAUGAAACGAAGAGUAUAUAUGAUGAUAAAAAUGUAAAUGAUGAUAAAAAUGUGAAUGAUGAUAAAAAUGUAAAUGAUGAUAAAAAUGUAAAUGAUGAUAAAAAUGUAUAUGAUGAUAAAAAUAUAUAUGAUGAUAAAAAUGUAUAUGAUGAUAAAAAUAUAUAUGAUGAGAAAAAUAUAUAUGAUGAUAAAAAUAUAUACGAAGAAAAUAAUGAUAAUACAAAUGUAUAUCAAAUGAAAAAUAAAACUUAUCAUAAGAAAAAUUCAUUACAAAAUAUUACAAUAUAUACUUCUAUAAAUAAAAAUGACAUCUUAAAGGACAUAAAUAAAAUAAAUGAAAAAAGUCCUGCCCACAUAAAUAAUUCAGAUAUAUAUCAAAUAUCAAAUGAUGAAAAAAAAAAUAAUAAUAUAUAUAAUAAUAUCGAACACAUAAAAAGCCUAUGCGAGUCUUAUAAGAAUUAUGAUAAUGAUCAUUUAUUAUAUUAUAAAAAAUAUAGUCAUUCAAAAGAAGACAUUCAUAAUUAUCCUCUAUUAAAUAAUGCUAAAAGAUCACAACUCGAAAAUAAUAAUAAUAAUAAUAGUAAUAAUAAUAAUGACUUCUUAAACACACUAAAUAAUAAUAUAAAAAAUAGCAUAAGUGAAAUGGAAUCAAGUAAAAAAAAAAAAAAAUCAAAUUUGCUUAUUACAAAUGAAAUAGAAAAUAAAUUAUCAAAUAUUCAAAUAAAUGAUACAAAUAAAAUAAAUGAAAGUAAUACCAAACAAUAUGGACAAAAAACAAAAGGAAAUAAAAUAGGAAAUCAUAAAAUUAAUAUAAAAGAAAAAUUAAAUGACUUAAUUGAAAAUAUAUACCUCAAAAAUGAUAAAAGGGAAAAUAUUAAUAAUAUGGAUAAUAUAAAUAAUAUAGAUAAUAUGAAUAAUAAGGACAAUAUGAAUAAUAUCAAUAAUGUUGAUAAUAUAAACAAUUUACACAGUACUGAUAAUAUAAAAAAAGAUAAACUACAAAAGGAUCAUAUGGAAACACCUCCUAUUCAUAAAUCACCUAUUACAAGAAAAUCAAAAAAUAAUAUUAUAGAUAUAUUAAACAAUAAAAUGAAUAUUACUUCUUUAGAAAAUGUAGAUACUAGCACACCAAAAUAUGUUAAAUAUAAUACUAUUCAUAGAGAAAUUAUGAAUCCUCGCCAGCAUUUUUUUAAUCAAAAUAAAUCUUCCAUCGACCACAUUAUUUGUUUAUAA